Molecule: messenger RNA, 4214 nt
Organism: Felis catus (domestic cat)
Lineage: Eukaryota; Metazoa; Chordata; Mammalia; Carnivora; Felidae
Gene: ABCG5
Product: ATP binding cassette subfamily G member 5
Exons: 14
Coding region: 1621-3282 (553 amino acids)
Biological process (GO): cholesterol homeostasis
Cellular component (GO): plasma membrane
Molecular function (GO): ATP hydrolysis activity; ATP binding; ABC-type transporter activity
Source: RefSeq, a predicted model, not a curated record
UGUCCACCUGUGGGGAGAUAUUGCAAGGUUCUUCAGAGGGCUGAAUAGAGGGUUUCAGCAACUUCUGUUCAACUGUACAGAAGACAUCCUCCUGCUGUUGCACGAAAGGCCUAAGGGGCCCCCACCUACCAUGCUGAGAACCUGAAGCUGCCAUUUCCAAAUCUGAAGUUAAGACAUGGGAAGCAUGUGUAAUAGCAGAAUGGAAAUGAAAACAUAAAGCAAAACAAUGUCUUCAGUUCUUCAGUUAAUGAUAAUUUACUAAUGAUUUGUUAAAUGUUUAUUACGUGCAAGGCAUUGUGUAAAUCUCUUUCUAUUUAUUAUCUCAUUCAGUCCUCCUUGCAGACCUAUAACAUAGGUACCAUUAUAAUCGCUGUUUUACAGGUGAGGCUCAGAGCAGUUACUUGUUCAAGGUCGCACAGCUAACAAGUGGCAGAACAGAAAAUGCUUAUGGUGAGGCUCAUUAGCUUGUCCUAAUUCACAUUCACAGGAAGCCAGAGUUGGGCUCUGAAGUUUACCAUUCUGCCCCCCCAGCGUAUUCCAUCUGAACUGCCAGGGGUCUACCCCCAAGGAGGUCUGGUAAAUGGGGUCUUGAAUCUGACCAGGGGGUCCUUCAGAGCCUCUGAAAGGCCAGGAGUCCUUGCACUUUGGAUAUUUUAUUAGCUCCAGGGACAGUGUACUUUGCAAGCAAACAAAUAACAAAACACGAAGCUGGUGAAACCUGAAAGUCUAUAGUUUAGUGAAACCUGAAAGUCUAUAGUUUAGUGAAACCUGAAAGUCUGUAGUUUAGCGAAGAGUGUCACGGCAUUGUUAAUUUCUUGGUUUUCAUUAUUUUGCUCUGGGUAUGCAAGAUGUUAACAUCAGGGGAAGUUGGGCGAAGGUUACAUGGAAACUCUGAACUAUUUUUGUAACUUUCCCAAAAGUCUAAACUUCAAAAUCUGAAGUUAAAGUUGGAGAGAUUUGUUUUUUCCCCAACAGGGUCACAUAAUUUCUUUAUGUUUUAACAGAGGUCUUGUUCUCUAAUGCCUCUCAACUUCCAGCUACAGUAUGUAUAGCUGAAGGAAGUCUUGUGGUACUUUCACCCAACAUCUGAGGCAUCAACUUGGCAGAGGGCCCUCAGGAUGGGCUCACCCUUACCUUCCACUUGGGGAAUCAUUUGGCCUUCCCUGCCCACUCCUCCCACCUUGUCCUCAGGUAUGCCUCUACCUGGUAGCUGAGAUCCUGGACCUCCAAGGUGUUGGACUGGCCACUGUAGGUAAAGUAUAGGCUGUUGUCAUUUUCAGAGGAGAACAAGCUGUCCUGGAGGCCCUGCUGAGAAACAUGACAGUCACCAGGUUGGACCCUGGUGGGACUUUACAUCUUGCCGGCAGCAGUGGGACAGGCAGAUCCUCAAGGAUGUCUCCUUGUACAUCGAGAGUGGGCAGAUCUUGUGCAUCUUAGGGAGCUCAGCUUUAGAAGCAAAUAGGCAGACAAAGCCCCUGCAGUCCUGACUGGGAUGAAAGAAAUGCCUCAUCUCUCUGUAACUUUUUUGGACAAGCCGGAAAGACUCAUUGGUGGCAUGAGCGUUUGACUCAAGAGGCUAAAGAGAGAGCAAGCUCCGGGAAAACCACGCUGCUAGAUGCCAUGUCUGGGAGGCUGCGGCGCACGGGGACCUUCCUUGGGGAGGUGUUCAUGAACGGCCGGCUGCUGCACAGGGACCAGUUCCAGGACUGCUUCUCCUACGUCCAGCAGAGUGACACGCUGCUGAGCAACCUGACGGUGAGGGAGACUCUGCGCUAUGCAGCACUGCUGGCUGUCCGUCGCUGCUCCCCAGGUUUCCUCCAGAAGAAGGUGGAUGCAGUCAUGGUAGAGCUGAGUCUGAGCCACGUGGCAGAUCGACUGAUUGGCAAUUACAACCUUGGGGGAAUUUCCAAUGGCGAGAGGCGCCGGGUCUCCAUCGCAGCCCAGCUUCUCCAGGAUCCCAAGGUCAUGCUGUUUGAUGAGCCCACCACGGGUCUGGACUGCAUGACAGCAAAUCAGAUCGUUGUCCUCCUGGCAGAGCUGGCUCGCAGGAACCGCAUUGUGAUUAUCACCAUCCACCAGCCACGCUCUGAGCUCUUUCAGCUCUUUGAUAAAAUCGCCAUUCUGAGCUAUGGAGAGCUGGUUUUCUGUGGGACACCGGUGGAAAUGCUUGAUUUCUUCAAUGGCUGCAAUUACCCUUGUCCCGAACAUUCAAACCCUUUUGACUUUUAUAUGGACCUGACAUCAGUGGAUACUCAAAGCAAAGAACGGGAAAUGGAAACCUACAAGAGAGUCCAGAUGAUUGAAUCUGCCUACAAAGAAUCAGCAAUUUAUCACAAAACCUUGGAGAAUAUUGAAAGAGCAAAACACCUGAAAACAUUGUCAACGGUUCCGUUUAAAACCAAAGAUUCUCCUGGAGCUCUCUCUAAACUGGGUGUUCUCUUAAGGAGAGUGACAAGAAACUUACUGAGAAAUAAGCUGGCAGUGAUUAUGCGUCUUGUUCAGAAUCUGAUCAUGGGUUUGUUCGUCGUUUUCUAUCUUCUGCGGGUCCAGAACGAUGUGCUGAAGGGUGCUGUCCAGGAUCGCGUGGGUCUCCUAUACCAGUUUGUAGGUGCCACCCCAUAUACAGGCAUGCUCAACGCUGUGAAUCUGUUUCCUGUGCUGCGAGCUGUCAGUGACCAGGAGAGCCAAGACGGCCUGUACCAGAAGUGGCAGAUGCUGCUGGCCUAUGUGCUGCACGUCCUCCCCUUCAGUGUCAUUGCAACCAUGAUGUUCAGCAGUGUGUGCUAUUGGACUCUGGGUUUAUAUCCUGAGGUUGCCAGAUUUGGGUAUUUCUCUGCUGCUCUCUUGGCUCCCCACUUGAUCGGUGAAUUUCUAAGUCUUGUGCUACUUGGUAUGGUCCAAAACCCAAAUGUGGUCAAUAGCAUGGUGGCUCUGCUCUCUAUUGCUGGGAUAUUUGUAGGAUCUGGAUUAAUAAGAAACACAGAAGAAAUGUCCCUUCCUUUUAAAAUCCUCAGUUACUUUACAUUCCAAAAAUACUGCUCUGAGAUUCUUAUAGUCAAUGAGUUUUAUGGACAGAAUUUCAUUUGUGGCAGCUCAAAUGGUUCUGUGACAACUAAUCCAAUGUGUGCCUUCACUCAAGGAAUUCAAUUCAUUGAGAGAACCUGCCCAGGUGCAACAUCCAGAUUCACGACAAACUUUCUGAUUUUGUAUGCCUUUAUCCCAGUUCUUGUUAUCCUAGGAAUAGUUGUUUUUAAAGUAAGGGAUCAUCUCAUUAGCAGAUAGUAAAGAACAUUGCUGCAAAAAUGGACCUUACACCCCAAAUGUGCAUGACUACUUGGAAUGUCUAAACUAAGAAAGUCACAUGUUUCUUGAUAAUAUAAAGUCUUUUAAACAUUAAAACUCCCAUCUGUGCCCCUUAGAUCCACACAGGUCAUGAUAUUCCAACUUGCAGGGACAUGUGAUAUUUGGAAAUUGUGACUGAGCUGGUCCAAAUAUGUAAAUAUCAAGAAUUCAUAAAGUUAUGGGAGACUGGUGAGACUAUUUUUCUUUGUUCCAGAUGCAGAAAAAUAUAUCAGUUAAAAAAUUAUGCUUACAAACAAAAAAAAUUAGGCUUACACUUGAUACAAGAUUUGGUAAGAAGACGACAUGUGAAUGAUCACUCACUGUAAAUAACAGAAAAGAGAAUUGUGGGUUUGACUAGAGCAAGCAUCAUGCAGAAUUAGGUAGGAAUUCUUUCAUUAUCAUUUAAAAACCUACAUGAGGGGGCUGAGUUACUCAACCACAUUAAAAGGAUGUUAGGCAGAUGCUGGAUGAUGAAGACCCCUGAAACAGAGCACCUGGUGAUUUUUUGGGGGUAGUUAAAAUGAAAAACUAGGAAUGGGCUGAACUAAGAACACAUACCAGACAGACCUCUGGUAAUGUUUUUAAAGAUGAGUUUGCUAUUUUUCCACUUUUCACUUGUGUAUGUUACUAGAUAAAGUGUAUGCAUUGAGUAAUGGCAUCUUUAAGGCUAGAGAGCAGGUAUUAAAGUCCAUACAGAAAAGAUGUUCAACUGACACAACAUUUACACUAAGAAGAACCAGGUUACACAUGUGGAAUUCAGAUUCUUGAAUUGUAAAGGGAAAGAAUGCUGAUAAAUACAAAUACACUUAUUUUACAUAUUUUUCGGGAUGAAAUGAUGUAUAUAGAUGAUUAAAAAUGAGUUCUGUACUAUC